AUGGCCGCCGCCACAGAAAACCUGCCGGCCAGCCUGGUCUUCCUCACCGACGCCGCACACCUGCUCGCGUCCUCCAGCCCACAGAUUUCCGCCCAUCUCAUGAGCCAGCGCAACAGCCUCAUGACCAGCACCGGCCUCGUCGUCUCGGAUGCCCAGCGCCAGCACGCUUGCACCGCCUGCGGCCACAUCAUGGUGCCCGGCCGCGCCGACGUCCUCAGGCUCGAUGCCCACAAGGCUGCUCUCCGCAAGCGUACAAAGCCGCGCCUGGGGCCUGCCUCCAGGAAGCCGGCCCAGUCCAGCUCUUCCUCGUCCCAUGGUGCUGGUGGUCGGAAACGGCUGGACUGUGCCAUGUGCACGAGCUACACAGACAUCGCAGUCCCUCCAGCCCCCAAGAUCAGCAGGCGCCGGCCUGCCACGGCUUCUCAUGCCAGCAGGGCUGCCGCCUCUGCUGCGAGCGCUUUAGCGCCUAACGCCACGACCACAUCUGCUGCUACUGCCCGCGCGCCAUCCCCUGUCAUGGCAUCGGAACCUGCAAAGUCGUCGGUCAACGCCAGCAGCAAGAAGCGCGCCAAGAGCCGGAAGCAGGGCCUCCAGGCUCUUCUGCAGCAGUCUCGCUCGUCGACACCCCAGUCCGGCCUGGGGUUGAGCUUAGCUGACUUCAUGAAAAAGUGA
Microdochium trichocladiopsis is the source of this 672-nucleotide messenger RNA. RefSeq lists its product as uncharacterized. Lineage: Eukaryota; Fungi; Ascomycota; Sordariomycetes; Xylariales; Microdochiaceae. The record is from RefSeq and is a predicted model, not a curated record. Gene Ontology annotation, biological process: RNA processing. The coding region runs from base 1 to 672 and encodes 223 amino acids. The transcript has a single exon.